This is a messenger RNA of Polistes dominula (European paper wasp), 1612 nucleotides long. Its product is annotated as 3-hydroxyisobutyryl-CoA hydrolase, mitochondrial. Gene Ontology annotation, biological process: L-valine catabolic process. NCBI's taxonomy places the organism in Eukaryota, Metazoa, Arthropoda, Insecta, Hymenoptera, Vespidae. The record is from RefSeq and is a predicted model, not a curated record. Gene Ontology annotation, molecular function: 3-hydroxyisobutyryl-CoA hydrolase activity. Gene Ontology annotation, cellular component: mitochondrion.
CUUUAGAAACUAAAUUCAUUAAGUUACAUUGCUAAGUGACUUCGCAUUUAAUAAUUGUUUUUUUAAUCGUAUAUGUACUCUUUCUCUCUCUCUACUUCUAUCUCUAUAUUUAUAUGUUUUAUGACUAUGUAAUCUAAACAUAUGAUAUUAACAUAAUAGCUAUAAUAAUUGAUAUGAAUAUGAUAUAAGAUUGAAAGAUUUUUAACCUUUUCUACAAAUACCUCAACAAAUUAACAAGUUGCACUUGUCAUUAUUUUGAUUGUAAUAUAAGAAAAAUAUGUUAAAAAGUACUACAAGAAAGUUUAAUCAUACAAACUAUGGAAUAUUUACCACGUGCUAUCGUAUUAGGCAAUUAUUAGUACGUGAUAAUUCAGGUCCUAUAAUUGAACCUGUUCUUCCUAAAAUUCAGCCAGAUUCUAAACCACCUAAUGAAAUUCCAGCACUAAAUAAAAAUGCAGGAAAGAACAGAAUGAUGAAUACAAGUACCUAUAAUGAUGAAGUCCUCUUUAAAGAGAUAAAGGAUAAGGGUAUAAUAACGCUGAAUCGACCAAAAGUUCUCAAUGCAUUAAAUCUUUCUAUGGUACAAAAAAUAUAUCCAGUUCUGAAAGAAUGGGAGUCUACCAGAAAGUUUGUUAUAAUUGAAGGUACUGGAAAUAAAGCGUUUUGUGCAGGUGGAGAUGUUAAAGCCAUAAUUAAUUCUCUAAAUGAACCAAGUGGAAGUUUAUUGGGUGAAAAUUUCUUUAGAGAUGAAUACACAUUAAAUCAUUUAAUCGGCACAUAUAAAAAGCCUUAUAUAGCAAUAAUACAUGGAAUAACAAUGGGAGGUGGUGUUGGUUUAUCUGUACAUGGAAAAUACAGAAUAGCAACUGAAAAUACUUUAUUUGCUAUGCCUGAAACUGCAAUAGGAUUAUUUCCAGACGUGGGAGGAAGUUACUUCCUUUCUAGAUUAAAAGGAAAAUUAGGACUUUAUUUAGGUCUCACAGGACAUAGAUUGCAAGGCAUUGAUGUACUUCACGCUGGCAUUGCUACACACUUUAUUCCAUCUGAAAGACUUCAGGAUUUAAAAGAUGAUUUAUUAAAAUUGGAUACUGAUCAUAUUGAACAAGUUUUAAAUAAAUAUCAACCUAAAGAUUUAAUGAAUGAAUUUUCUUUAUCACCAUAUAUGCACAAAAUUGAAAAAUGCUUUUCUUCAUCUUCUGUUGAAGAAAUAAUUGAAAGAUUAAAUAAAGAUAAUUCAGAAUGGGCAAAUCAAAUAGUACAAAUACUAUUAAAAAUGUCACCAACGUCUCUAAAAGUUACAAAAAAAUGUAUAGAAGAAGGUAGUAAACUUACUUUAAGAGAAUGUUUAAAAAUGGAAUACAGAUUAAGCUGUGCCUGUUUGCACAAAAAUAGUGAUUUCUAUGAAGGUGUUACAACUUUACUUAUUAAAAAAGAUAAAAAUCCGACGUGGAAUCCAAAAUCUUUAUAUGAAAUCACAGAUGAAUAUAUUAGUCAACGAUUUCAAAACCUACCAGAUGAUAAAGAACUGCAAAUUUGAUAAUACUGUAUAGUGUAUCAAUUGUAUCGUUACAUUAAUUACAUUAUGAUGUUUAUUUUUCUAUAUAAAUAUAUA